GAAUUUGGUUUCAGUUUAACUCCGUUCACUUCGUUUUCUUCAGCCUCUCUUACAUAAUCUGAAAAUUUCUACUCAGACAAGGUAUCGACAUAGCGGGGAAUCGGGGAUAGUCUCUCAAAAAUCACGUCCAUGGCGACCAAAGCUAAAGCUUCACUUUUUUCAUCAAAGAAGAAACUGAUAAGAAGUAUCAAAAAAACAGCAGACGACGUAGAUUCAUUACCAUGGAAAUCUUCUGUUUCUCAAGAUGACGAUCCUUUAGCUCUUCCUCAAGGAGCUAACGAUUUUGAUGGCGGUUUUAUUUCUCUUGAAGAGAUUGAUGAAGUUGAUUAUGGUGUUUUGAUAAAUAAUCCUUUUGAAUCCAAGAAACGGCUUCGUACUGAGGACUCUGGCGACAAUGAAGAGAAAGUUGACAAGAAAGUAAAGAAACCAAAGGCUAAGAAGAAGAAGAAAAAUAAAAGUGUCAUAGUUUCUGAAGGGGAUUCUACGAGUUUGGGUGUAGUAAAAGACGAUAGUGACAUUAAAGUUGAGAUAGCAGAGACAGUAGUUGAUGAAGCUGAAUUUUAUGAGUGGAAGGCAUUGAGGCUUCAUCCAUUGUUAUUGGAAUCGAUUUACAAGCUUGGGUUUAAAGAACCCACACCUAUUCAGAAAGUUUGUAUUCCUGCUGCUGCACAUCAAGGAAAGGAUGUGAUUGGUGCGGCGGAAACAGGAUCUGGGAAAACACUUGCUUUUGGGCUUCCAAUUUUACAACGUCUACUUCAAGAGCGAGAAAAAGCAGGCGUAUCACUUACGGAGAGAAGAAAUGAUGUGGAAAAAGGAGCUCUUGGAAGUACACUUCGGGCGCUCAUCAUAACUCCUACAAGGGAGCUGGCAUUCCAGGUUACUAAUCAUCUCAAGGUGGCUAGUAGCUUGACAAACAUCAGGGUUGUCUCAAUUGUUGGUGAGAUUUCGCCAGAAAAGCAGGAAAGACUUCUAAAAGCAAGGCCUGAGAUUAUUGUUGGGACUCCAGGGAGGUUAUGGGAGUUUAUGCAAGGAGGGAAUCCACACCUUGUUGAGUUACAUUCGCUGUCAUUCUUUGUUCUAGAUGAGGCUGACCGUAUGAUAGAGAGUGGUCAUUUUCAAGAGUUGCAGUCUAUCAUUGACAUGUUACCUAUGACUGCUGCACCUGAUGAAGGGAAGUUUGAAAAUUCACAGAGUUGUGUAACGGUUUCAAACAUCCAAAGGAAGAAAAGGCAAACAUUCGUCUUUUCUGCCACUAUAGCAUUAUCUUCUGAUUUUCGUAAAAAGCUAAAGGGUGGAUCUCGUAAAUCCAAACAAUCUUUGAAUGGCGAGUUGAGCUCUAUAGAAAAGCUUUCAGAACGAGCAGGGAUGAGGGCAGAUGCCGCAAUCUUUGAUUUGACAAAUGCUGCAGUUAUGGCGGAUAAAUUAGAAGAGUCGUUUAUUGAAUGCAGGGAAGAAGAUAAAGAUGCCUAUCUAUAUUAUCUUUUGAGUGUUCACGGGCAAGGCCGGACUAUUGUUUUCUGUAGGUCAAUAGCAGCUUUACGUCGUAUUUAUUCGCUUGUGCGCCUCCUUGGCAUUAAUCUGUGGUCUUUUCACGCUGACAUGCAGCAGCGAGCACGCUUGAAGGCGAUGGAUCGUUUUCGUGAAAGCGACAAUGGUAUACUUAUUGCUACUGAUCUUGCAGCAAGAGGUCUUGAUAUCCCUGGUGUUCGAACCGUUGUCCACUAUCAACUUCCACAAUCAGCUGACGCUUAUGUGCACAGAUGUGGAAGAACUGCUAGAGCAUCUGCAGACGGUUGCAGCAUUGCAUUAAUCAAUCCAAAGGAUAAACCAAAAUUUUCAUCCUUGUGCAAAUCUUUGCAAAAGGUAAGUCUUCGACGGUUUCCUUUAGAUAACUCAUACAUGCCAGAGAUUAUGAAAAGAUUAUCUAUUGCGCGCCAGAUAGAUAAGAUCAUGCUCAAGGAUUCCAAGGAAAAGGUAAACAAAGCCUGGUUAGAACGUAAUGCCAAAUCGGUAGAUUUGGUUGUAGACGAGGACGACAGUGAGGAAGAAAGAGUGAAUAGUCAUAAACAAAGAAAAGUCACCUCGUCUAGAUUAAUCAAGCUGCAGACGGAGUUGAAGAGCCUGCUUUCCAGACCUUUACAGCCAAAAUCAUUCUCACAUCGCUUUUUGGCUGGGUCUGGCGUUUCGCCUCUACUCCAACGCCAAUUGCAAGAAUUAUCAGCGAAGCAGUAUGGAGCCACUUCAGGCAAUGUUGGAGAAAACAGAAAAAGGAAACUAGUUGUUAUUGGGCAGGAUUGUAUGGAGCCACUUCAGGCACUUCGUAGCGGCGGGCAUGAGGUUUCCAUGAAUGUGAAAGAGACGUCGGGAAGUGGAAGGAACAUCAUCGAGAAUGCAAAAAGAAAGAAAAGAGAAACUAAAAACCGUGCCCGUGACCAGAAGAGAAGAGACGUGAAAAGACUGAAGAGUAGAAGAGCUUUUUAGGAUCCCAUAACUUGGAAGAAGUGUGAUGAGUAAUGGAAGAGUUGUUAUGUAUUUAUUGGACUCCAAGUUUAACCCAAGGGGAAUGAAAAUCCAAUUUUGGCCUUAGUGUUGUUUCAGUUUUUGGUUCUCAUAAUCUGUAAUGAUGGUAGCGCUCUUCCUAGUGCUUGCCAGCUUUGGCUCAAAUUUGGAUCGGAACUGCUUAUUACUAGUUGUAGCUCUCAAAUUUUGUGUACUUGCUGAUAAAGAGAAAUUUCCAUGGUUGCAACUCGUUUAAGAGUGUCUAGUUUAGUACUACCCCAGUUGAUGUAAGACGUCCCUCAUUGUUUACUUAGCAUAGAGCUACAUGGCUUUUACCUGUUUCCUAA
Molecule: messenger RNA, 2846 nt
Organism: Papaver somniferum (opium poppy)
Lineage: Eukaryota; Viridiplantae; Streptophyta; Magnoliopsida; Ranunculales; Papaveraceae
Product: DEAD-box ATP-dependent RNA helicase 13-like
Exons: 16
Coding region: 130-2481 (783 amino acids)
Cellular component (GO): nucleolus
Molecular function (GO): nucleic acid binding; RNA helicase activity; ATP binding
Source: RefSeq, a predicted model, not a curated record